UGAUUUUUGCUGUAGCCAUAUUCAUCACUUACGCUCUCCAGUGUUAUGUGCCGGUUGAUAUUGUUUGGAACACCUACAUGAAGAAGAAUAUCUCAACAAAACAUUUAUUUUGGGAGUAUGUUCUUCGUACCGCUGCAGUGCUAAUCACAUUUGUACUAGCAGUUGCCGUGCCUCGCCUCGAACUGUUCAUCUCGCUUUUUGGCGCAUUCUGCCUUUCAGCACUGGGAAUCGCUUUCCCGGCAAUCAUUGAGAUCUGUGUCAUGUGGCCUGACAACCUGGGCACCGGCUACUACAUUCUCUUCCGCAACUUCCUGUUGAUUCUGUUCGGUAUUGCUGGUCUACUGGUUGGAACCUACACCAGUAUCAGCGAUAUUAUAACUUCUUUCUCGAAAUAGACUUACUGAAAAAGUAGAACUUCGUUUUUUAUUUACGUUAUUGGGAUCUAACGGUUCAUUAGGCUCUCAGCUAUUGCUCAAACUUGGAAUGAUUUAAUAAACAUUCAAAUGAUGUGUAAUCCAUUUUAUGGAACAUUAUGACAUUGUGGGAGGAAUGGAGAGGAAUAUCAAAGGAGGCUAGGGUAACCAAAUGAGAUGUAGCACCAAGUAAUUCGGUACAGGCCUACUGUCCUUUUCGCAUAUAAGUUCGCCAAUAGAGCCCAAAAUUAUUAAUAGUCAAAUCUAUGAAUCAACCAGAAUACAUAUUGUCUAGAGUACUCCAAAUGAGUGGGCCUAAUAUGUGUAAUGAGACUCAUCAAUUGGACAACAGUAGAUAUGUUGUCUA
This is a messenger RNA of Nilaparvata lugens (brown planthopper), 780 nucleotides long. Its product is annotated as proton-coupled amino acid transporter-like protein CG1139. The record is from RefSeq and is a predicted model, not a curated record. Lineage: Eukaryota; Metazoa; Arthropoda; Insecta; Hemiptera; Delphacidae. Bases 78 to 395 code for a protein of 105 amino acids. The transcript is spliced from 2 exons.